Messenger RNA from Daldinia loculata, 1826 nucleotides. RefSeq names its product heterokaryon incompatibility protein-domain-containing protein. NCBI's taxonomy places the organism in Eukaryota, Fungi, Ascomycota, Sordariomycetes, Xylariales, Hypoxylaceae. The transcript has 2 exons. The record is from RefSeq and is a predicted model, not a curated record. The coding region runs from base 64 to 1713 and encodes 549 amino acids.
AAUAAAUAUUGAACGUGCUAAUAUACUACAGCGUUGAGUUAAAAUCUCGAUGAUAAAUACACUAUGAAUGAUACAGUUUCAGACCCCUUUUCUUCCCUAUAUACGUCUCUCCGGCUUUGUAAAGACAAAAAAUAUAUCCGAGUCUUGGAUCUUGGAGGGAUUUCGCAAUCACGCCAGUCCGGCAGCUCUGAUGCUAGCCAGAACCAGCCAUAUGAGUUGCGCUGCCAGUUGCGAGUCGUCGAUCUCGACGAAAAUGCACGCCCAAAAUUUAUCGCCCUAUCAUAUGUCUGGGGUCAGGUGUCGUCCAAAGAGCCGCGUACGAUAGUGUGCGGUGGGCACUCGAAAGUCAUAACAGACAAUUGCUGGGAAGCGUUGAGUCAACUGCGCGAUGCCCCUGACCCUGAUCGGAAUACGGAUGGGUCUAUAACUCUGUGGGUUGAUGCAAUUUGCAUUAAUCAGGCCGAUGAAGAAGAGAAGCUCCACCAGAUUCGGUUGAUGGGUGAUAUAUAUUCUCAGGCUGCCUCCGUUUGCGUCUGGCUCGGUCCCGGAACACCACAAUCUGACAAAGUCAUGGACUAUUUGGAGGUAGCUGGUUUUCAGGACUAUAUUGUUGGAGAUGAUAGAGCCCUUCAACUGGGAAUAUCGCCAUUGACAUAUUGGAAACUAGCUUUUAAAAUAUUCUCCAACUGCAAUAUCCAAGGUUUCCUCCAUCCCCGUAACAAGCCAGAUCGUCUCUUGAAUUUACUUAUAGUUGGAGACCGGUAUCUACCUUCGAGUGAUUUUAUGGAUGAGAUAUUUGGCAGACCUUGGGUUAGUCGCAUUUGGACUUUGCAAGAAACCCUUCUCGCAUCUAGGAUAAGAAUUAGAUGCGGUACUAAAUCCUUAGACUGGAGUCAUAUGCUGUACGCCUUGACCUGGUUUUCCUAUGUUCUUGAAGCAUGCAGGACAAGAGGUUGGCAUAAUCUGGGUUUACCUUGGGGUGGUGUUGUGGACACAACCGGUUUCGAAAGAUGGCAUGGACUCGCCGGAUUAUGGAUGAAAAUCCAUGAUUCUUCCUACCUAGGCGGCGAUAUGAAUGGUCACUCAAUAACCACCGGUUACACGGACUCGAGGAUGAUGGCAGAUUACCGUAUUGCCAUAGCAAAGAUCAUUCUAAUCUACCAGGUCGUUCUCGGAUCCAUCUUAUGGGUUAUAUUCCUUCCCUUGUUUCUCAUUUAUUGCAUUUAUAAGAUUGGGUACCUUGUGUUCACCAUCCCUUGGCUCGUGGUUAAUACAAAAGUCCGCCUUCGCGAAUAUCGAGAAGCUUGGACUCACAGUCGCUACUAUGUAUUCUCGACCUUGUCAUCCCAGCUGCUAACAUACUCAGAGAGGCAUUCUCUCCCCACUGAACAGUCGCCAGAUGCCAGUACUACCCUAGGCGCUGAUUUGGUACGGGAAAUAUGGCAACGUGCAGCGACUGAUCCCAGGGACAAAUCCCAUGGGGUGCAUUCGGUACUCCGUAAGCUUGGCGUCCAAGUCGUCGAUCCGACUCCAGGGACGCACUGCCAUGACCUCUAUAGAGAACUCUAUUCGCCCACAUGGCGUAGUGGUUUAACGCCUGGAUGUGUGUUGGUCCGUGCCUACGGGCCGCAACACAAGUGGGUUCGAAUCCCACUGUGGUCAAACCAAAAAUGGUCCGACUCAGGUUUUUCCUUGGGCAUUGCCGGGCGUUGAGGGUGAUUCCAUCUCCGUUAUAAGAAGGCGUGUUCGACGGUUUUUCCCCUGAUUAAAGUUGGCUACCUGGCGCCGGCGCUAACCAGGUAGAAUAAUGCUAUAGGCAGGUAGGG